AUGAACAACACAAACCAGCACGUCGAUCCUGCAGUGCAAAACGAGGACAUGAGUCCAGCCGAACAGGAGAAUGAAACGAUCGAAUCAAAGAAGCGUGUCUUCAGACAUCGACUGAAGAAUUCUGAAAAAAUGACCGAAGCCGAGAUCGAGGCCCUCUAUCAAGAACACAACAGUUUAUUGGCUCAAAUCAAGGACUUGUUCAAGAAGAUCAAAGCACGUAGCUUGGGCCCGAAUGAAGUCUUCAACCACUACGAGCACCACACAUACCGCUUUGCACAGUUGCGUGCACGUACACCCGCCUUACAAGAUCUUAACCUUCUGUCGACAGAAGCCAUCGACAACUGGUCCAACAUUCUCGAACAUGACAGAAAGGCUCGCGAAGCAAAAUGGGAACUCUAUCGGAGGUGCAAAGAAGAAGCGGAGUUUGGAACACUCUGCAAGAAGGUGUUUGCCUUUACAAGAAAGCAUUUGGUCCUUUCGAAGAGUGGUGCCGGGGUCUUUCGCUCACUGGAACGAAUCGCCUACCUCGACAGCACCAUCUUUGUGCUUUCCAAUUACCCCUUCACCGCAAUCAACAAUCCCAUCGUCAAAAUGGCUAAUCAGGCGUUUCACGAGCUCCAAGACACCUAUUCAACGGCCUCAGCUUAUAACGAAGGUGAUCCAACAACAUGGCACAACCACCUGAACAGACUUGUCGCCGUGCGCAAGGCGCAUCUCGAUGUCAUCCCUACCUUCCAAGAUGAAUGGAGAGCCUAUCUCGAUGCCACAGCGGAGUACAAGUUCCAUCGCGACGCGGCCAAAGUCAAAAACCACACUAUCAACAUCGACACCAUCUCCGACUCGGCUAUGGGCCAUGUCAUGCAGAUGAGUGGUGCUCAGACGAAAGCACUAAAAGCCUAUCACAAGAUCCUUGGUUUGGCAAGGGCUGAUCUGGCAAGAAUGAAGGAAGUCGAGACGCUUGCCAGAAAGAUCCUCGAUCUACGUGGUAGACGCAAAGUGUUCCGUGUUGAGGAGCUACAGAGGGCUGAGGCUGUGGUUUUAUGGGUCCAGAAGACCCGUACCAGCAUCUUCAAUGUGCUUGGGGAGAUCAAGAAGAACUCGAUCUGA
Messenger RNA from Aureobasidium pullulans EXF-150, 1107 nucleotides. RefSeq lists its product as uncharacterized. The record is from RefSeq and is a predicted model, not a curated record. The transcript has 4 exons. Bases 1 to 1107 code for a protein of 368 amino acids. NCBI's taxonomy places the organism in Eukaryota, Fungi, Ascomycota, Dothideomycetes, Dothideales, Saccotheciaceae.